Molecule: messenger RNA, 1328 nt
Organism: Fundulus heteroclitus (mummichog)
Lineage: Eukaryota; Metazoa; Chordata; Actinopteri; Cyprinodontiformes; Fundulidae
Gene: krt98
Product: keratin 98
Exons: 8
Coding region: 59-1276 (405 amino acids)
Molecular function (GO): structural molecule activity
Source: RefSeq, a predicted model, not a curated record
CCUUGUACUGCAGAUCAUCUCCAGUUAUCCUUGUUGGUUCACAUCCAGACUCUCCAAGAUGUCUUUCUCCUCCAGAUCCUACAGCCAGAGGUCCGUCGGCCAGAACACCAUGAGUGUCUACGGUGGUGCGGGAGGUCAUGGCACCCGCAUCUCCACACCCCAGAUUGGCUACUCAUCCAAUGCAGGAGGCUACAACAUCUCUGAUUACCAUGACCUCAAGGUUGAUGCCAACGAGAAGUUUGCGCUUCAGAACCUGAAUGACCGUCUGGCCUCCUACCUUGAGAAGGUGCACGAGCUGGAGAAAGAGAACGACCGCCUGGAAAAGCAGAUCAAAGAGUGGUACACGAACAAAACUGUGAUCACCCAUGAUUACACUGCCUACUUUGCCACCAUCGCUGACCUGCAGGAUAAGAUCCGAGCUGCUUCCACACAUAAUGCAAAGAUCUACCUGGAAAUGGACAAUUCCAAACUGGCUGCGGAGGAUUUUAAAACGAAGUAUGAGAACGAGCUUAGCAUGAGGCAGGCUAUAGAGGUCGACUGCGCUGGACUGAGGAAGGUGUUGGAUGAACUCAGCCUGUGCAGAAUGGAUCUGGAGAGUCAAUAUGAGUCCCUGAAGGACGAGCUCGUGAUGAUGAAGAAGAGCCACGAGGAGGAAUUGAGUCUGGUGAGGACUCAGGUGGGUGGCCAGGUUAAAGUGGAGGUGGAUGCUCCUCCGCCCACAGACCUGCAAACGGUCAUGACGGAGAUCAGGGAUCACUACGAGGGCGAUAUUGCCAAGAAUCGUAAGGAACUUGAGCUGUGGUUCCUGAAACAGAGUACAGUGGUUGAGAAGGAUGUAGAAGUAAAUUCAGCCGGUCUCGAGGCAUCCCGCCUUGAGAUUAAAGAACUGAAAGACAACCUGCAGAAACUUCAGAUUGAAUAUCAGUCGUGUUGCAGUAUGAUAUCCUCUCUGGAAGCAACUCUGCACGAGACUCAGGGACAGUAUGCUGCCCAGCUGGCAGGUCUCCAGGACACAGUCACAGGCCUGGAAGCUCACAUGUCAAAUCUCAACGCCACUAUUAAAGAAAAUAAACUGAAGUACGACUCGCUUCUGGAUCUCAAGACCCGUCUGGAGGCAGAGAUUGCAGAGUACAGGAGGCUGCUUGAAGGGGAGGACGACAGUCACAGCUCAAAACAAGUGAUCACAAAGACAAUUGUUGUGGAGGAGACAAUCGUGAACGGCAAGGUGGUCACUUCCACUAAAAGUGUGGAUGUGGAUGUGGAUCAAAUUGAGUAAAAAUAAGAAAAGCUUCAAGAAAAUGCAAUAAAGGUUCUUCAGUAAAAUCAAA